AACAUCAUUUUCUGAUUGGUUGCGAUGCAACUGGUACAUUAUUCAUCAGGACGUGUUUCAAGUUUCGCCGAGGGAAACCUUAAGCUAAGUACAGAGUGUUCUAUGAAUCUCAUCAAAGGACAGAAACUUCAGGAGGAGCAGGGGCAUCGGGGACUAUAAAAUAAUUAUUUAAAGGCUCUAGGCCGAAUUAGAAGCACCAACUGCUACCGAGGCAUAGAAAAGUGUACGAACUAUUGAAUACCAAGUACAUUAACGAAAGCAGAGCUGGGAGAGAUCGUGAGUGGGCGGGGGCGGCCAUACUCAAACAACCGCCGAGCGAAGUGCGCGGUACAGCGCAGAAAUGAGACGAUAAUAAAUCGCAUUGUACCGUUCAUAAACCCGGGUCGACGGUAACGGGUGUAAGUGCCUCCGUUGGAACAUAGAGGGAAAGAAUUACGAACAGAGAACGAAGACGGAAAGAGUGAGAAGUGUAAAGAAAGAGACAAAAGCGGCCCGACGAGCCGAGGCGCAGAGAACGGUAUGAGUGCAAAGACAGACGUGAACAGGCGAGUCCUAGCAAUUCAGGCGAAAAAAAAAAGGCACAAGCCAAGUAAGCGAAAAGGAAAGGGAAAUGCACAGGAUGAAUCAGAAACGUCGGGAGCCCAAUGCUCAAAAGCAUCGGCCACUCAGCAAGGCCAGGGAUCGGGUUUCUAUCAGGAUGCUUCCUCACAGAGACCAUAUUCCAGUGACAAUGGAAACAGAUUGGAACCAUGUCAUAGCUCAAGUAACGAAACAAUGGAAGAUGGUGAUGAACUCUACACUAGUGAGGAUGAAGAACAAGAGGACAGUAGCGAUUAUUGUAAAGGAGGGUAUCAUCCUGUUAAGAUAGGAGAUUUAUUCUUAAAUCGUUAUCAUGUAACACGUAAACUUGGCUGGGGUCACUUCUCUACAGUCUGGCUCUGUUGGGACUUACAGGAUAAGCGAUUUGUGGCACUUAAAGUGGUCAAAUCUGCAUCUCAUUUUACUGAAACUGCAUUGGAUGAAAUUAAAUUAUUAAAAGAUGUGCGUGAUACAGAUCCCAGUGAUCCUAAACGCAAUAAAACCGUCCAGUUACUCAAUGACUUCAAGAUCAGUGGCAUUAAUGGUUUGCAUGUUUGCAUGGUAUUUGAAGUGCUUGGGCAUAAUCUUCUUAAACUGAUUAUCAAAUCCAACUAUAGAGGAAUUCCAAGAAACAAUGUUAAACGUAUCAUCAGACAAGUUCUUGAAGGUCUUGAUUAUCUACAUAAUAAAUGUAAAAUUAUUCAUACAGACAUUAAACCUGAAAAUGUUCUUGUUUGUGUUGAUGAAGCUUAUAUUAGAAAAUUGGCUUGUGAAGCUACAGAACUACAUUCACUUGGAAUGAAGUUGCCAGUGUCUUUAAUUUCAACUGCACCAAAGGAAUUCCAAGAACCUACUCCUAAUUCUAAAAUGUCAAAAAAUAAAAAGAAAAAGCUUAAGAAGAAAGCGAAGCGUCAGAAUGAAUUAUUGAAGAAACAAAUGGAACAAAUAGAAGAACUUGAAGAGCAGGACAAACUUGCAAAUAGCACAAGAGCAAAUGGAGAAUUAGAAACAAAUAGUCCAGAUCAAGACGUAAAUACGGAAAGUAUAGAAGAUAAUACUGAAAGCAAAGAUUCACCUGAUAUUUCAGAACCAUCUGCACCUUCAUUGCACAUAAAUGGUGUAGAUAGUUUAACAGCCGAAGAAAAAGUAGAAAAUCAAUUACCUCAACAAUCUGAAAAGAUGGAAAAUGCAAAUUCAUGUGAUGUAGAAAAGAAUUGCGGUGAAGGAGUACAUUUACCUGAUCAUGAGGAUACUGACGAAUGUAGUGAAGGUCGUAAUUUACAUCCACCUGAAAGUAAACAAUUGAAAAGAGCAUCUGUAGCUCCUUUAGAUCCUGCCCUAGUAGAAUGUGAUGUUGAAGUGAAAAUAGCAGACCUUGGUAAUGCAUGUUGGGUCCAUAAAAAAUUUACAGAUGAUAUUCAAACUCGUCAAUAUAGAUCAUUAGAAGUAUUAUUAGGAUCUGGAUAUGAUACAUCUGCAGAUAUAUGGUCCACUGCCUGUAUGGCAUUUGAAUUAGCAACUGGUGACUAUCUCUUUGAACCACAUAGUGGCAAUUAUUAUUGCAGAGAUGAAGAUCAUUUAGCACACAUUAUUGAAUUGCUUGGAGAAAUACCAAGACACAUUGCUCUUUCUGGCAAAAACUCAAAAAUGUACUUCAAUAAGAAAGGUGAACUAAAACGGAUUACUGGAUUAAAACCUUGGGGACUGUACGAGGUGCUUACGGAGAAAUACGAUUGGUCACCAAGAGAAGCGCGCGAGUUUGAAGAGUUCCUAACUCCGAUGCUCGAGUUUGAUCCGAGUAUGCGAGCUACAGCAGCAGAGUGCCUGAAGCAUCCAUGGCUGAAAAUCAAAAACUGUUGAUAAUUUUAUGAUUAUCAUUUACGUCCACGUGAUUAUGACUAAUUUCAUACAGCAAAAGGAGAUAUUUAAUAUUGGAACAAUUGGAAAAGAAAGAACUUGCUACAUUCCACCAAAUAAUUGCUGCAGUUGGGUAUGCUUCUAAUUGUAACACUCUCGACGAUGGCUGCCUACUUGUGUAUUUAUAAAUUUGUUAAAUCAUGUUUUUCAUUUAGUAUAAUGCUAUCUUAAAUUAAAAUUUCGUAGUACUUUAUUAUUUUACACGGUCGUCGUUAUAUUAUCCUUUACACUACUUAUCACUUAAUUUAUGAAAUAUCCCAAGAGUCAUGGGACCCACUCAUAAUGUACUUUAGGAAAGGGCAGGCCCAUUGUUAUAUCUCAUAAUGAAUAUUGAAAUUUCCAUUAAAAUACUUCUUUUACAUUAAAUUUAUUAUCCAAAAUUUACUGAUAGCAGGUUUUUUCUCUGUGAUCUCUCCUUGUGCUUAAUUAGUGUGUGUUCAAGAAAAUAUAAUAAUCAUUAUUAUUAUUGUCUUGAUACUGAUUGAAGAAAUACUCAUACAUACAUACGCCGGAACGUGUGUUUAAGGAACUGAAUCUUUGUACAAAUUCGAUAAAUGCGGAAAUACAUAUAUUGUUAGUAUAAUUAAGAGUUGGUCGCCAGAUUCUUGGUAAAACAAUUGAUUCGGAAUAAGACAGUGCAUAUUUUAUUCAGUUACAAUAAAUAAACCAGAAGAAAGGAUUCGAACUUGUAGUAAUAUACAAUAAGAUUAUGAUAAUUAUAAAGUUUAACUAUCGAAUGAAUAAUAAACUUAUGAUUAUCAAGAAACGAAUUUGUAAUGGAAUUAUUACAGACGCAUAUACACUGUCGGAUUUCGAACAACCACCAAGGCAUUCAAUAUUUGUGGUAUAUACUUUCGUUCACUUUAAUUUAUUACAUAUUUCUUUAUACUGCUGAAAAGCAUACAUCAUAUACAUUAUAUAUAUUGUACAAUUACGAGAAAGGGAAACUAGUUUCUACAUCAUGACUGAAAUUUCGGUAAACGUAAAAUAAUCAUGGUGAAGGAAAUACAAUGUUAAGUUCUGCGCGACCUUCUUUACUUCGAGCUAUUGACUGAUUAUUAAGCUCCCUGCCGAUAAAUUGUCUUCUAUUUUAUAACGAAGAUAGCGAAACAGUACGAUUACUGAACAUUCAACAUCACAAAUGUAUUUGUAUCGUUGAAUUCUGUUUAUGCUUCCAAACGAAUGUUCUGUUUCGCUGUGUCUGCCAACUUAAAGUCGUUUCAUGUCGAAAAAAAAUGAAUAAUUAAAGAGCAUUUCGAAUGAAAUUGGUGGAGAUGCAUAUGAAAAGAACAUUUAUUAUUAACUAAGUUUCAUUAGAUGAGAAUAUAUUUAUUCCGGGUAAAAGAGGAAAAUAGUUACUUAAAGUAGGAUAUUUAAAUUUAAUUACGUUUAUUUUCAUUAAGUGUUUGUAAAUCGAUGAAUCUUGAGGAAGAGAUUACUCUUUUAAUCCACAAUUCACUUUUAACAUUUAAUAUUCGUACUUUUAGAAAUGAUAGAAAAGGUAUGGAAUUAUUGAUCUUGAUUUUUACGAUGUUUGAGAGAAAUGUAUAAUUAAGAUCAUAAGAUUUGUUUAAUUUUAUUUUAUUUUAUGGAUAUCCUUAACGAAAAUGCCUCUUCUACCUGUAUUGUAAUCGAUGAAAUUCAAGCUUUUCAUUUACAUUGUCGUACUUGCUUAACUAUCCCUGUGUAACCAUGUGAUCCCACCGUAAUUAUGAAUUUGGAACUGAUGGCAAUCGUGUUGAAUUUGUACAGUACGCAACCGAAGUUAUUGUAGUUAUAUACACCGAUAUUAUUUUAUAAAACGCGGCCAGUGAAAUCCGGAAAGAAUGCAGUAAAUAACAAGAACACGAGGAAUUAACAAUGGAAGAAUGUUUUUUCCAAAAUACAUCUUGAAUUUUUGCAUGGCCGUCCUUAUAGUUGAUGACUGGUGACCGAUCAUCGUGUGUUUGUAUGUUGUUAAUGAUAAUUCCCGUUUUGAUGAAGAACAAUGUAUAAUACGAUGUAUAUUACUAAACGAAGGACAUCUUCAAGAACGAAUCAUAACUUGCUAUUAUACAACAAUCAUGUUGUACGAUAAACGAAUGAUCGGAUUUUUUUUUCUAAUAACGGUUCAACGGAUUUCAAGGACAUGCGAUUUCACCGCGUAGCCGCACAUUACGAUUAUACAUACCGAAAUAUACAUAUAAAUAUAUAUAGAGAUAUACAUAGAAUAAAUUGAAUGACAAUUCACGUAGGUAUGAUUCGUUGCUUGGCGCUAGGGUAGUUAGGAUGAAAUUAACAAACAUUAACAGUAAAAAAUGUGUAUAGCUUGAUGUACGAGAGUCCUCCCGUUUUCCUCUAAGGUUUGAACAAGUAAUGUAUUCGUACAUAUAUUAAAACUUGAAAGCCCGUUGCGCAUCGUCUUUUUCCUCAAUGAUAGAAAAACCACUUCUACGAGUGCAGAACAAGAAAGAUAAAUGGAGAGUUAGGCAGAGCCAAAGAGGCUUGUUUAUACAGGGACCCAAUUUGAAACUUUUACAGAUUUAUGUUCCAGUCGGUAGAUUUAAUUAUGCGCCGUCUAGAGAGAUAUGACUGAAUGAUUAAAAUUUGUGCGCAUUAAUUUUACACAAAGUGAACAAACCUCGAUAUAUAAGAAAUCUAAUUUUGUUCUUAAAAUUCGUCUGAACUGGGUCUUCAAGAAUCCUCACCGUCAUACGUAUUUCUUUCAAUCUACUGUCGUUGAAAUAUGAUCUUUCAGUCGCAAAGAUAGAAAAAAAAAAAAGCAAAUGAAACGUAAGAACUACUAACGCACCGAAGAGGACCGAACAAUAUCAGUACCAAGGAAACGCAUGUAAAUGGAAAACACGUUUUGUAAUAACAUUAAAAAAAACGUGAAUCGACGGAUAGAAAUGUCGAUCAGGAAUGAAAAUCUAAUAUUUGACGGAAUAAG
Molecule: messenger RNA, 5425 nt
Organism: Frieseomelitta varia
Lineage: Eukaryota; Metazoa; Arthropoda; Insecta; Hymenoptera; Apidae
Gene: SRPK
Product: SRSF protein kinase 3
Exons: 7
Coding region: 520-2439 (639 amino acids)
Biological process (GO): protein phosphorylation; spliceosomal complex assembly; regulation of mRNA processing
Molecular function (GO): protein kinase activity; ATP binding
Source: RefSeq, a predicted model, not a curated record